This is a messenger RNA of Sapajus apella (tufted capuchin), 2805 nucleotides long. It is a transcript of the gene DRC11, whose product is annotated as IQ motif containing with AAA domain 1. Gene Ontology annotation, molecular function: ATP binding; ATP hydrolysis activity; protein binding. NCBI's taxonomy places the organism in Eukaryota, Metazoa, Chordata, Mammalia, Primates, Cebidae. Bases 301 to 2805 code for a protein of 834 amino acids. The record is from RefSeq and is a predicted model, not a curated record. The transcript is spliced from 19 exons.
CCCGUUGCUAGGGCCCCCUCGCGCCCUCCAGAGUGCCCGAGUUCGCGAGUCUCAGGGUGGCGACUGGAAGGAGCCGAGCACCUUCUCUGCGCCUGCGCGCUCCGUGCCCGCGACGCGAACGCGGCCUCACCUUUUCCUGCCCGGAGUGAGAGGAUAUCGCUGUCCCGGCUCCUCCCUCCUGAAGACCCCCUCCCUGUCCUCUGUAGCUCUGAUAGUGCCCUGACCCCCGCUGCCACCGUCCUUCAGAGAGCAACGGAAGAGCUUCCCGGAGGGCGAGGGAAAGAGGGAAAGUAGCCAGCAAUGUCGAACGCAAUGUAUGAUAAGAUAUGGCAUCAGACGCAAGAAGCCCUCAGUGCUUUACUCGAUAAAGAGUCUCAGAAGAUGAUUGAGCCACAGAGAAAUCAAGUGUUCAUCUUCCAAACAUUAGCCACCUUCUACAUAAAGUAUGUGCAGAUCUUUAGAAACCUGGAGAAUGUCUAUGACCAGAUCAUCCACCCCCAGAAACGAAUACUGAUCAGGAAAGUCCUGGACGGGGUGAUGGGCCGCGUCCUGGAGCUGAAGAACGAGAUGGUGGAACUGGAACUCACGGAGUUCCAUUAUUUUGAUGACAUCCUGCAGGAUCUAAAGCUGACCCCCCAACAAUUAGAUAUUCCCAUACCCAAGUAUUUUUUGAAGGAGAAGUUGGAAGUAAUAAAAGGAAGAGAGAAAAUUCUCGCUCAAAUAUUAGCCGACAGUGGAAUAGACACAUCUGAAGUGAAAUACUCUGUAAAGAGUAUCCCUUUGGAUGAGGCUGUAAAAUUAAUCCAGAUUGCUGAGAGGGCACGGCAAGGUCGCCUAAGGGCAUUAUUCAUGAAGCAAAUCUUUCUGCAAGAAUAUAAAGCAAAGCAAUCCAAGAUACUUAGCAAGAAAGUGAUGGAUCCCUGGGCUGCUGCACUCCGUAUUCAGAAGGCUUGGCGAGGUUUCCAUCAAUGUAAGAACACCGAAAAACUGAGAGAAAAGGAGAUGAUCUUCCUGGGUAUGACUCCACCUCCUCUCUUUAAUGAAGUCAGUGCUACAGUAAUACAGGCUGAAAAGGUGGACCACCUACGGAAUGAGGUUCAGCUAAAGCAUGAAGAGGACUACAGGGAGGCCCUGGUAACCAUCAAGAAUGACCUGAAGUUGAUGGAAGGCCUGGACAUCAAGGAGAACCUUCAAGACCAGAUCCGCCAUUGGUUCAUCGAAUGCAGGAAUUUAACUGGGACAUUUCCUGACUACCCUGACAUUGAAGAAGGAGGGUCAGCUAUUAUUUUUUCUAACAAGACCACACAACAGGUUAUUGAGGAUAUCAUUGCAAAGCAAGAAGAAGAAGAAAAAAAUGAAAAGAAGAAAAAGAAGAAAAAGGAAAAACAACCUAAGAAAGCCAAAAAGCAAAAGAAGGGAACAAAGGAAGAAAAUAAGGAAGAAGAUAAAGAGUGGAAAAUGUCACCAAGUGUUUUUCUUUCUGCAAUGAAGGAAGGAAAUAAUACAUACAAAGACAUCUGGAUGAACAAAGAUGAAUCUUGGAAUUUCUCUCAGGACUAUGAUCCAGAACUGAUCAAAGAGGAGAAACGGAAAGAAUUGGAGUCAGAGAUCAGGGUCCAGGUUGAUGAGUUGAUGAGACAGGAGCUAAAAAACUUAAAGCUAGCUGUGGACAGAGAAAGGGAGCACCCAGAGAAAGCAAGAAAGAAGAAGGAGAAGAAAGGAAAGAAAGGCAAAAAGAAAGAGAAAAAGGCCAAGAAGGAUAAAGAUCUAACAGCCGACAGGACCAUCGAGUCUCUGUAUAAGGAACUGGUGGAAGAAGGGUUACUGAUCCAGGCUCUGAAAGUCAACCUCUCUGAUUACAUUGGUGAGUACAGCUACCUGGGGACCACUCUUCGCCAGGUGUCCAUAGAACCCAUGCCCUCCCUCCUGGAUGUCAGACAGCUCAUCACGUUGUACGGAAUCUGGCCAUUAGGUUCUGCAGCAGUGCAUGAGAAAGCUCCUUUGGUGAAAUCGCUGCUGUUAGUCGGGCCGUCUGGGGUGGGGAAGAAAAUGCUGGUCCACGCCAUCUGCACUGAAACGGGAGCCAACCUCUUCAACUUGUCAUCCUCUAACAUCGCUGGGAAAUACCCUGGCAAAAAUGGCCUCCAGAUGAUGCUGCAUGCAGUCUUCAAGGUGGCUCGUCAGCUCCAGCCCUCCGUGGUGUGGAUUGAAGAUACUGAAAAAACCUUCUACAAAAGAGUUCCCAGUGAAGAAAAGAUGAAUGAACCUAAACGCCUGAAAAAACACCUUCCCAAAAUCCUGAAACUCCUGAAACCAGAAGACCGGAUUCUGAUUGUGGGGACCACACAGCGUCCCUUUGAUGCCGAACUCCAAUCUUUCUGCAAAGUUUACCAGAAAAUUAUUUUGGUGCCCAGACCAGACUAUGCUUCCAGAUACGUUCUGUGGAAACAAAUCAUUGAAUGCAAUGGAGGAGUCCUCACCAGUGCCUUGAAUGUCAGCUGCCUGGCAAAAGUCACUGACGGCUUCACUCAAGGACAUAUAGUCCAAGCAGUGAAAGCCGUGCUCACAGAUCAGAGAGUCCGGCGGCAAACUUACAAACCACUCACCACAGUCGAGUUUAUUAUGGCCAUAACCAGCAUGAACCCGGUGUACAAAGAGGAAGAAGAGAGCUUUAAGAACUGGUAUGCCAAAACCCCUCUGGGUAAAAAACGAGCCUUGGCGAUAACAGGAGGUAGCACAGAAAAGGCAAAGAACAGCGGGAAAAAGAAAGAAAAGAAAGAGAAAAAAGAAAAAAAGAAAAAGUAA